Zychaea mexicana is the source of this 1059-nucleotide messenger RNA. Its product is annotated as G-alpha protein. Gene Ontology annotation, cellular component: heterotrimeric G-protein complex. The transcript has 3 exons. Gene Ontology annotation, biological process: adenylate cyclase-modulating G protein-coupled receptor signaling pathway. NCBI's taxonomy places the organism in Eukaryota, Fungi, Mucoromycota, Mucoromycetes, Mucorales, Lichtheimiaceae. The coding region runs from base 1 to 1059 and encodes 352 amino acids. The record is from RefSeq and is a predicted model, not a curated record. Gene Ontology annotation, molecular function: GTP binding; G protein-coupled receptor binding; G-protein beta/gamma-subunit complex binding.
AUGGGCUGCUGUCAAUCUACUGAACGUGUUCAAGAAAACAAGCGCAGUAAUCAGAUCGACUCGCAAAUCAAGCGUGAUCGAGUUAAUUUGCGUUCCGAAAUCAAAAUGUUGCUGCUAGGUGCUGGAGAGUCUGGAAAAUCCACUAUUUUGAAGCAAAUGAAGUUAAUCCACGAUGGUGGAUAUACAUCCGACGAACGCGAAGGCUUCAAAGAAGUCAUCUAUAGCAACACCAUCCAAUCCAUGCGAGUUACACUCGAAGCGAUGCAAACCCUGGGUAUUGUAUUCCAAAACUCACAAAACGAAUCCAGCCGACAAUUGAUUCUGGAGGCACCGCCCCAGAUUGAGAUGAUGAGCCAAGAGCUGGUCCAAGCAUUGGCAUCGUUAUGGGAAGACCGUAGUGUACGUGAAUGCGUACGUCGCAGUAAUGAAUAUCAACUUAAUGAUUCGGCAAGAUACUAUUUUGAUUCGAUUGUUCGUAUUGGCGAUCCAAACUACAUGCCUAGUGAUCAAGACGUUCUUCGAUCACGUGUCAAGACCACUGGCAUCACUGAAACAACCUUCGUCAUCAACCAAAUGACCUGCCGUAUGUUUGACGUCGGUGGCCAACGAUCCGAGCGCAAGAAGUGGAUCCACUGCUUCGAAAACGUUACUGCAAUCGUGUUCUUGGUCGCCAUCUCCGAAUACGACCAGGUGCUUGUCGAGGACUCCUCAAUCAAUCGUUUACAAGAGUCGUUGACUUUGUUCGACUCUAUCUGUAACUCCAAAUGGUUCACAAAGACAUCGAUCAUUUUGUUCUUGAACAAGAUCGAUCUGUUUGCAGAAAAGUUACCCCGGAGCCCGCUAGCUAAAUACUUUGCGGAUUACAUGGGUGGUAGCAAAUAUGAGGCAGCGUGCCAAUAUUUGCUUAAUCGAUUUGUUUCCUUGAAUACCCGUGCUGAUUCCAAGCAGAUAUACACGCACUUUACCUGUGCCACCGACACCAAGCAGAUCAAGUUUGUCAUGUCUGCAGUAAAUGAUAUUUGUCUUCAUGAUAAUCUGCGGAAUGUGGGUCUUCUCUAA